Molecule: messenger RNA, 603 nt
Organism: Polyodon spathula (Mississippi paddlefish)
Lineage: Eukaryota; Metazoa; Chordata; Actinopteri; Acipenseriformes; Polyodontidae
Product: transcription factor Maf-like
Exons: 3
Coding region: 1-471 (156 amino acids)
Biological process (GO): regulation of transcription by RNA polymerase II
Cellular component (GO): nucleus
Molecular function (GO): DNA-binding transcription factor activity, RNA polymerase II-specific; RNA polymerase II cis-regulatory region sequence-specific DNA binding
Source: RefSeq, a predicted model, not a curated record
AUGUCUGCCUCUCUCCAGCUGCCGGACUCGCUCCCCACCAGCCCUUUAGAAAUGGAGUACGUGAACGACUUCGACCUGAUGAAGUUUGACUUGCGUCUGGAGGAGCGAUUCUCAGAUGACCAGCUGGUGAGCAUGUCUGUGCGCGAGCUGAACCGUCACCUGCGUGGCUUCAGCAAGGAGGAGAUUGUGAGGCUGAAGCAGAAGAGACGCACGCUGAAGAACCGUGGCUACGCGCAGUCCUGCCGCUUCAAGAGAGUACAGCAGAAACACGUGCUGGAGUCAGAGAAGAGCCACCUGGCACAGCAGUUGGAUCAGUUGCAGUGUGAACUUGCCCGAGUGUUGAGGGAGAGAGAUGCGUACAAAGCCCGCUACGAGAAGCUUGUCUCGAGCAGCUUGUCCCAGAACACAGAGACUCCUCCGGGGGGGCCAGGCAACCCCGGCCCCACCUCCCCACGGGACUACUUCCUGUGAAAAAUCAACCCCCCCCCCCAAAAUCACCUGAACUGUCUCCCGAAAUCACACGACAAAAUCACAUAACAAGAAGAGGCUCUGGGAUCACCUCGCAACCUGCCUACCUCUCUUCCUGGAAGAAAUCAGCAAAAA